AUGAAGUUCGCUACCGCCCUGCUCUCUGCCGGCCUCAUGGUCGGCACCGCCAUCGCCGACAGUUUCCCGUUCGAGAGGCUCGACAAGAACAACUCCGUAUGGUUGCCGCCACCUCCCCGAGACACACUCACUAACCUGCUCAGCCGCUCGCUCAAGAGACAAUGCCGAUCCACUGCUGACCCUGCCCAGAUGCCGACCCUCUACCGUGACAGCAUGAUGGCCCAUGCCAGCCUCGGCACCCUCUUCAAGGAUCUGCCCGUUAUCAUGACGACCUCGACCGAGAUUGGCCCUAACGGCGUCCUGCCCCAGGAGAUCCUCGACAUGUACCCUGACGCCCCUCUCAUCAAGCGCGAGGGCGAGGUCAAUGCGUGGGACAACUCGGAUUUCCGCGCCGCCAUCAAGGCCACCAACCGCACGCAGAUCAUCAUUGCCGGCAUUGUGACGGAUGUUUGCACUGCCUUCCUGGCCCGCUCGCUCCGCGCCGAGGGUUACUCCGUCUGGGCGAACCUCGAGGCUAGCGGCACCACCACCAAGGAGGGCGUGGGACGGCGGGACACAAAUACCGCGUGCGCGGUGGGGGGGUGGGAAUCCUCCUCUCGGAAAAAUGAGAUGGUGGCGGACCGAUGA
Chaetomium globosum CBS 148.51 is the source of this 627-nucleotide messenger RNA. RefSeq lists its product as uncharacterized. Bases 1 to 627 code for a protein of 208 amino acids. The transcript is spliced from 7 exons. The record is from RefSeq and is a predicted model, not a curated record. Lineage: Eukaryota; Fungi; Ascomycota; Sordariomycetes; Sordariales; Chaetomiaceae.